Messenger RNA from Triplophysa rosa, 3675 nucleotides. RefSeq names its product leiomodin-1 (gene lmod1a). The transcript is spliced from 3 exons. The coding region runs from base 185 to 2197 and encodes 670 amino acids. Gene Ontology annotation, biological process: muscle contraction; myofibril assembly; pointed-end actin filament capping. The record is from RefSeq and is a predicted model, not a curated record. Lineage: Eukaryota; Metazoa; Chordata; Actinopteri; Cypriniformes; Nemacheilidae. Gene Ontology annotation, molecular function: tropomyosin binding. Gene Ontology annotation, cellular component: myofibril; striated muscle thin filament.
GCGUGCGGAAUGCGUCCUGGCGCACGAGCUUAAAUUGAGCUCGGAGAGCGAGACCCUCUGGGCUCCGUUCUUCAUGAAUUUAUAAUCGUGAAGGAAACGGGCACUCUUCGAACUCAGUCAGCUGGAUUUUUCUAAACGAAAGCAAACUACUCCAAAUUACUCUACGCAGUAAAUAUUUCUAGUGAUGUCCCUCUCAGGAGAACAGGGGAGCGAUGAUUCGGACACGGAGCUGCUUCUCGCGACUCUCUCUCCGGAGGAGGUAGAGGAACUAGAGCAGGAGCUCGUGUACAUCGACCCGGACCCGAAUGUACCGGUGGGGCUCCGUCAGCGGAACCAGACGGACAAAGUGCCGUCCAGAGGGUAUGAUAGAGACGCCAUGCUGGACUACUGCGAGCGGCAGACCAAGAGAUUGAUCCGCAGAGAGCUGAGCGUAGAGGGAGACACAAGAGGGGAGGGCCGAAGGAGAGAUCGACUCCAUCGGAUGAGGAGCAGAGAGUUUUCCAGGUCACAGAGCAGCGACCCUCCCGACUCAGAGAGCCGAAAAGCUGCAAGUGAACCACCCUCUGAAAACAACGACAAUGAGAAAGCAAGAAAAAGAGAUGAUGUCUCCGAAGAUUCUUCUGAUAAAAAAGAGAAGAACACGGAAAUAGAGGUGAAAGAAAAAGAUGAAAAGACAGUGGGUGGAUCAGAACUGAAAGAAAGGGAAGGUUCUAGAAAAGAGAGGGGAACCAGCAAGACUCUGGAGCUUAUUUCCAAACUGCAAGAUAAAAAAGAGGAGAAGAAAGAACAGGAGAAGAAGGAAGAAAGAAAAGGGAGCGGGAACUCAAAAAUUCGAGGGUUCAUCUCCAAACUGCAGGAUAAAGACAAUGAGAACCUUAAAGAAAAAGACAACAAGGCGGAUAUCAAGAAAAGAGAAGAAAGCAGAACCAAAGCACUAGAGGAACAGAAAAACAGCAGAGCAAGAGACUGGAUGGACCAAAAAGAAACAGAGGAGAAGAGCAAAAUAAAGGAUGAUGAGAAACAUCUUACACAGAGAGAGUUAUCCAGAGCUAAGAAAGAGAGCGAAACAAAGAAAGAAGAAAUCAUGUUAGACAAAACAAAACAACAAUUCAAACAGUCAGAUAACACAAACGAGAAGAUAUCUACAAAUUCCAACCAUAAUGUCUCCAAGAGUGAAGACUGUUCACUAACAGAUGAUGAAGAGUCUUUAAGUGAAGAUGCUGAUAUGGACAGUGACACUGGCUCUAGUAUGUUUGAUGAUCUUCUGGAACAAGUUCGCAGUGACGACCCUGAACUAACCGAGGUCAACGUCAAUAAUUCAGAUGCCAUAAAGACAGACACUCUGAGACAGUUUGCAGAAGGUCUACGUAGCAACACUCACAUCAAAACCUUCUCCCUCGCCAACACCAGAGCGGAUGAUCACGUUGCGUUCGCCAUUGCUAAAACCCUACGUGAUAACUCCACCCUGACCGGCAUCAAUCUCGACUCCAACCAUUUAACAGGCAAAGGCAUCUUGGCCAUUAUCAACUCUCUCCAGCACAACAGAACGCUCACGGAGCUGAGAUUUCAUAACCAGAGACACAUCUGCGGAGGGAAGACGGAGAUGGAGAUGACCAAAGUGUUGCGUGACAACUCUUCUCUGGUGAAGCUGGGAUAUCACUUUGAGCUGGCCGGUCCCAGGAUGACCAUGACGAACAUCUUGAGCCGAAACAUGGACAGGAAGCGGCAACAACGGCUAGAGGCGCAGAAAGUCUCCAGACAGGACACCGACUCCUCUCACAAAGCCCCAAGUGAAGAUAAGAAGAGCUCGCAUGAUAAGCCAAAAAUGUUAACGUCAGUCUCCCACAGUGAGAAGAAAAGCUCCAAAUUUGCUGAGAUGUCUAAAUUAACCUCUGUUCAGGAAACUACAAAAGCGCCGUCCGCGAAGUCGCCACCUAAACCGCUCUCCUCUGAAGUGAUGAGGAAGAAAGAAGGGGAAACAGGAAGUAGACAUGUCCCCCCUCCACCCCCUCCUGGACCAGCUUUAGAUGUCCAGGCCUUGAAGAGGUCAUUGAAUCCUAUCUCUCAGAGGAGACAGGACAGCGGUACAACUGUCAGACACACGGAGAGGAACUCUAGAGAUCAGCUGCUGGACUCUAUCAGAAACUGCAGCAUGAACACUCUCAAAAAGGUUGAGAUCCCCAAGCGUCUGAAAUAGAAUAUGCCGUUACAUUACCCAGGAACCUUAAGAGACCCAUUAUCUUGAAAAUCAUUGUUGCUCAUCUAAAUAUCUGAGGUGGGAUACAGCAAGUUGAUGUCACAUCCAUGACAAGCAUUUGUUACAUUUUUCCUAUUUUCUAAAAACAAGAUUAAGACGGUUUUGUUGCAAUUUGACAGAUUUUUGUCAAUUUGAAAGUUUGUAAUUUGCAUCUGAGUUUUUAAUUAUGAUAAACAUUUUAAUAAACAAGAUGUCACUUGAAAAGUAUUGUUUUGGCGUUUCUGAAAUUUACAGAUACUAGAUGUAUUCCUCCCUGGCUUUGUUAUCUUCUUCGGGGAAGAAGCGAAAAUGUGAUGACAUCUUAGUCCUGUGUCAUCCACAGUAGUGCUUCGCAACCUCACUGCUAGAUGCCACUAAAUUUCAUACACUGGACCUUUAACUGCUUUUUUUGUGAUGGAUAGAGACAGAGCCACACGUGUCAUAAUCUGAAAACCUCGCCCACCGGAGGGGAAAACAAUCCAACCCUCUCCAUUGACUUUGUAUUGUCUUUGUAUUGUAAUUUCCUUGUCAUUUCUGGCUUUUACGGUUCAGAAGCUUAUAAAAACGUAGUUCUGUGUUUUUUAGCUUGUUUACUGUACACCUUGCCACACAGCAGCUUUUAGGCAUCGUUCUGCUUUUUGUUAUAAGUCAGAAAUGACAACCAAGCAGCUUCCCGCAAGGGAAGUCAAUAGAGAGGUUUGGAUUGUUUUCCCCCGGUGUAGUCUUGGCCUAAAUGCGCUCUGUCUCUAUGAGGUCUCUUGAUAAGAUGUCUUUAACCACAAGGGGGCAGAAAAAAUCAGUAUGCACAACAAACAGAAAAUAAAACACACGCUUUUAUUUAUUAUCUUUAUGCCAUAUGAACAUAUUGUGGACGAUGUUGUAGUGCAAAGAUAAUAAAAGAACAUGUAGCAUAAACUCUCAAUAAGCAAUGUCAACAUCAAUUUUUGCUUUAUUUAACAACUUGUAGAAGUCACAGUCUAGCUGAAGCAUUUGUACAACAGUUCAUCCACAUAAAUGCACUUAUUGUUGUCAACUCGCUUGUGUAAUCUCUUGUGUAUUUAAAGUCGCCAUGGCAUAACUAAAGCACAUGUGCACCCAUUGCCAACAAAGAUGACUCAGUUUCACUUUCAUGUCAGGCAUCUUUUAGCGCUGGGAGCGCUCCAUCUAUCAGCCAGCACGUUUAACAUUGUAAAGAAGUCAGAAUGCAUGAAACACUGUGGCACCCCACCUUUAAUCUUUUUGAUUAAAGAUUAGGAGUGCCAAUGAAAAGAAAUAAUAAUGUGCACAGAUCAAUCAUUUAUAAUAAAUACUGCAAGACUGUGUAAAAAAUUUGACUUGUCAUUUUUGAUUUCAUCGUGACUUUAAAUAUGUAUUUUUAUUUGUAUCAGCUUCACUGCUGCAAACCAGCUUUAUUUCCUUCCUGAACCAAAGUCUGCUGU